This is a messenger RNA of Brassica napus (rape), 2710 nucleotides long. RefSeq lists its product as uncharacterized. The coding region runs from base 1220 to 2488 and encodes 422 amino acids. NCBI's taxonomy places the organism in Eukaryota, Viridiplantae, Streptophyta, Magnoliopsida, Brassicales, Brassicaceae. The transcript is spliced from 2 exons. Gene Ontology annotation, molecular function: nucleic acid binding; zinc ion binding. The record is from RefSeq and is a predicted model, not a curated record.
UAGGAUAAUAGAGGAUUCAACUGUUGAUUGAAAUGAUUGAUGUUAAGAAUUGUUAUAUAUAUGUAUAUAUAUGCGAGUCCAAGUGUGGAGAUUUGCGGGGUGCAGAGACGUCUGUACUGGCUGCCUAUGUUUGAGGAGUUUUGCGGGGUGCAGAGACGUUUGCACUGGCUGCCAUGUUUGUGGAGAUUUGCGUAGGUACAUAGACGUUUGUACUUACGACGCCUUAGAGAUUUGCGGGGUGCAGUGUGGACUACUGUGCUAGCGACGCCUGUAGAGUUAUAUAUGUAUAUCCUUAUGAGGAGAAUGCGGGGUGCAGAGAAUAGCUAUGUACUAUCAUUGCAUUGUUUGUCGUUGUAUGGUGCAAUAGGCAUAUGAUUGUUCUGUGUGGUGUAAUAGGCACCGUGAUUGUCUCAUGCUAGAGCUAGGCCUACAUAGUUGUAGUGCUAUGAACUGAGUCAGUGGUUUGCGGUUUAGCAUCUCAUACCUCACUGGGCGAUUCCCUUGUCGCUCACCCCUCCUUCUUUCCCCCUUUCAGGUGAGACCGACGAGCAGGAGUGAUUUUCGGACCGGUGCUAUUGGGCUUUUGGGCUUCUAUCGUUUUAUCGUUAUCGGGCCUCUAGGUCUUUGGGCUUUUAUCAUUUAUGUUAUUUCCUAUUUCAGACUUCUCGUCUUUAUAUUUCAGAAUUAUGUUGUCUUUAUUUAUUUCGGACUUAUGUUGUUAUCAAUACUUUCAUUUUGACUUAUGGUAUCGUAUUGACUUUUAUAUUAUGAUAUGUAGAUUAUUAUUAUUAUUCUUUCGGUUUUAUUUAAUUUCUGCUUUUAUUUAUUUAUUAUAUCCCGAGAAAACCGGGUGUCACAAUUUUGGUUUCAGAGCGGGGUUCCGUCCCGGCUCCGACCCGGGAUGGCGAUUUUGGAGACCUGGUUUUAUUCGAUUUUAUUCGGUUUAAACGGUUUUACACGAUUUCAAAAUAUUUUCGGGGAUUUGGGAAUUUUGAAAAUGAAAAUAAAUAGCACAUUUCCGUUCGGCAUCACUCCUUAAAUGUUGGUAUCCAGAGUUCGGCAUAAGUUAACUUUUUCGCUUUUCUUUCAGAUGCCGCCCAGGAAGAGAGUUGUUCGUACUCAGACCAACGGAGUUGCUAGAGAGGCUGAGGAUGAGCAUGUCCAGCCCGCAGUUCCGCAGCAGGUGGCUCCGCCUAUUGAUCAGGAUGCUUUGAGUUAGAUGGUUCAGGAUGCGGCUAGGCAGGCUGCACAGGAGGCAGUCCAGCUAGCUGCCCAGGAGGCUGCCCGAGUAGCAGCUCAGGAGGUUGCCAGACAGAUGGCUGCAGUUCAGCAGGGUCAGCAGAUUCCGCAUGGUCCUCAGGUUCAGGUGCAGCAGGGCCCGCAGAUUCACAUGCAGCAGGCCCCACCAGUUCAUGUUCAGCAUGAUCAUCAGGUUCCACAUCAGCUGGCUCCAGCCCAGCAGUACCCUCAGGUUCCUGUUCAGCCGGUUCAAGGAGUUUUUCAGGUUCCACCGCCGCCACCUGCUUUCCCAGUUCAGGUGCCCGAGGUUGAUGAGACAUUUAUCAGGGUGUUGGGACAGAUGAAGUAUGUGAGUUUGGAGCAUUUCAGUGGAACGACGGAACCUACAGUUGCUCAGGAUUGGAAGCACAGUUUGGAUAAGUGUUUGAAGACCAUCUCGUGCCCACCAAGGCUCAAGCUUAACAUCGCUGAGUUGUAUUUGUGUGGAGAUGCAUCAAUCUGGUGGGAUGGAGUGAGAUUUAUGCACCGUGGCGAGCUGACAUAUGAUGAUUUUCUUUACGCGUUCAACAAGAAGUAUUUUCCGAGGGAAGCUUUGCAUGAGAAGAAGAAGAAUGAUUUCGACCAUUUGAGGCAGGGUGCAAAGUCUGUCAGGGAGUAUGGGCGGGAGUUUAACCAACUCCACAGAUUUGUGGGUAACAACAUAGAUGAGGAGGAUCUGAUCAGGAGGUUCUUAGAUGGGAUGCGAGUAGAGCUUCGUGGUAGGUGCAGUGUGGUUACCUACACCAGUUUGGAGGAUCUGGUAGAGAAGGCGGCUGUGCAGGAGAAAUGUAUGGGUGAGGACCAGAAGUUCUCCAAAGCAGUUCAGCCUAAGGCAGGAGGGGCUUCGGGGUCGCAGAAGAGGCCUUGGGAGCAGACUGGAGCACCCCGUUGUGGACUUUGUCGUCGCCACCAUUUUAGAGAGUGUUUCCAGUGCUAUAAUUGCAAUCAGUUUUGGCAUCUUUCAAAGAAUUGUAGGAAGCCACCACAUACUCAUGUUGCAGCGCCAGCAGCGGCAGUAGCACCAGCAGUGGCAGCGAUGAACUGUUACGGCUGUAACCAGCCGGGUCAGAUCUACAGAGAUUGUCCGAGGAGGGGCAAUGCAGCGCUUCCACCACCACUGAAGCGUCCAGCGAUCGCUCCACGGGUGUUUGCAGUUGGAGAUCCCCAGGGAGUUGAGCCGAUAGCGGGUGAGACCGACGAGCAGGAGUGAUUUUCGGACCGGUGCUAUUGGGCUUUUGGGCUUCUAUCGUUUUAUCGCUUUUAUCGUUAUCGGGCCUCUAGGCUUUUGGGCUUUUAUCGUUUAUGUUAUUUCUUAUUUCAGACUUCUCGUCUUUAUAUUUUGGAAUUAUGUUGUCUUUAUAUAUUUUGGACUUAUGUUGUUAUCAGUACUUUCAUUUUGACUUAUGGUAUCGUAUUGACUUUUAUAUUAUGA